AUGCCUCAAAUGUACUUGCCGCCCUUGUCGACAAAACAAACACUGCGUCAGCUGCUGACUGGAGCCGAGCCGUCCCCUGAAAAGCUACGUGGACCGCUAACGCGAGUCCUGCAGAUUUUGCCCAAACCUACUUUUGUAUCAGGGGCGAUCAAGGCGCGUCAUCUGCCUGAGCUGGUUGCUGCUGUUCAUUACUACCAGGCCAAUGUUUCGAAUAAUAUGCCUGAAGUUCUCAUGAAUGAUUGCAACGUCGGCUCGGUUGCUCUCCUCCGAGCCUGCAGUAACCUACUCGUUACGAGCAACAAGUCGCCAAUUUCUGGUCAGAUAUCAAGCUACAUGACAGACAUAUAUCUUCGCCCUCAAGGCUUCGUUGCUGCAACUGAAUUUGUCCUCCAGCCGCAGGAGAAUGGCGAAGUGUCUCUCAAACAGUUUGAACUUCUAGCCAGGCUCAUCGCAGCAAAGCCAUCCUCCAUGGAAGUCAGUCGAUACUUGCAGUACAUCCUGCCUCAAAUCAUGAUAGCAUUGGACGACAAGUCAGAAGCUGGCAGCAUCAGAAAGCGAGCCGCGCCUUUUGUCGUGCGCGAGAUCAUCAAGCAGUUCGGUGCCCCUGCACAGACGAUGCUGAUUGAUAUGGUCGCGCAACCGAUGAUGAUAGGAGACAUGAAGGUUCCUUCGGAAGUACUGGAUCCUGCUCUGGAGCGUCUAUGCAUCUUGACGCAGGACUUUCAGGUGACUCAAGUAGUGCUCGCGGACGUCGCACUAGGUGCCUUUGUAUUCGGCUACUCAGCACAUCGCCAAGGUCUUCACGCUACACGAGAUCUAUGUGAACGACUAGUCAUUCGAUUCGUCCGUUGCCGUGAAGCGGAUCUCCUUAUGGAGCUCUGGCAACAAUCAACUACCAGGUCAGAGCUGCCCGUCCUCACAAAGCGUGGCGAAGUGACGCCCGUUCAGCCUAUCGAAGUCUGCCAGUACUUUCUACGGAUAGCGGAGCUUGUCCGCUCGGAGAAACAAUUACUGGUUAUGUUCUAUGAGAAGCUGGUUCAAUGGGACGCACCUGCAAUAGCAGCACUGCAGAAUAUGAAGCUUUUGAUUGAGCUGCCGACAGUCUAUGCCAAAGUCUUUCACGAGUCGACGGAACGGCUUGUUCGGCUUGUUCGUGGACUGGACGAUCGACCCGAUCAAGGACUCUAUGUCUCUUUAACUCUGAUCAAAAUCACAAUUGAAAGUCCCUCUCUCGACAAGCACUUGACCAUCAUGGACAUUGACGAGGUGAACGCCAAGUUAGGAGUGAUCAGGCACUCUUCACAUCGGCUAGGCGAGUCUGGUCAACAGGUCAGCCAACUUGCACAGGCGCUUGUUCAACAGCUUUCGCUCAUCAAAAUGCGUCGAGAAGUGGCUACAACGUCGGCAAAGGCAACAAACACCGUCAGCACCAGCACCAGCAAUACAAUGAAAUUGGCUCAAAACAAGUAUCGGGAAGCGCUCAAGGAUAUCACUGAUGAAGUCAUUUCCAACAGAGCGCAUGGCCUGUAUCUGCUUUCUGAAUUGUGCAAGCAAGCGAGAGAACCAAGGGCAAGCAAAGAGGUGCGUGAUGUGGUGGAAGCAAAGCGCAUGGUAGAUGCCGUUAUCACACUCUUGGGGGAUGAGGAGGAUUUUGUCAGCAUGAAUGCAAUCAAGACGCUCACACAGCUUGUGCUCACCUACGCAGAGGCUGCAGAUCAUGCCUUGGGCGAAGUCAACGAAGCAGCCAAGUAUACUGAUUCGGUACGCGUGAGCAUAAACAAAGCACUGCAAGCAGCAUCGAAGGAGACAAUCGAUAUAUCUUUGAAGAGCAAAAUUGGUAUGCUGUCGAGAGCGUAG
Molecule: messenger RNA, 1857 nt
Organism: Protomyces lactucae-debilis
Lineage: Eukaryota; Fungi; Ascomycota; Taphrinomycetes; Taphrinales; Protomycetaceae
Exons: 1
Coding region: 1-1857 (618 amino acids)
Biological process (GO): protein secretion
Source: RefSeq, a predicted model, not a curated record